Anisakis simplex (herring worm) is the source of this 1347-nucleotide messenger RNA. Lineage: Eukaryota; Metazoa; Nematoda; Chromadorea; Rhabditida; Anisakidae. The record is from the annotation of a GenBank genome assembly.
ACCGAUCGAAAUUCGCCUCCACAAACAACAUCAGCGAGUUCAGUGGCAUCAGCGUCGUUCUCAUCGUCCUCAGCCGCAUUGCCGUGUGCCAUCUGCGGGCUAUGUUUCUCGGAUGCUUUCGUUCUGCAACAACACUGGUUAUCACACGUGUGUGAUCGACCGCAUGUUUGUAAAUUAUGUGAUGCUGGAUUCACUACACUAGACGCGCUUAAUGCACACACUCUCACUCAUCAAAACGUAUUAGCAGUGAUAAGUAAUGAACGAAUGUUCUGUCAAAUUAAUGAGCAUUUCAUAGGAGUGGCAUUUUUUCAGCGAAAGACAUUGAUAGUGGCAUCAGUAACGUAUGCAUUAUUAGUGAGUGUGAAUGUGUACACAUCAACGGUAUUCAAGAAAGAUUUCAGUAUGGUUGUUAUACCGACAGCAGAAAAUAUUUGGAUGGGUAUUGGAUAUUUAUUCCUCGUCUAUGCGUGCAUCAGAAAACGAGCCUCGCAAAUUGAUUGCCUUGUUGUUGCAACGUUGCCAUCAAUGAUGUUCCGUUUCGUUGGUAUUUUAAUGUGUACAAUGAUGGCACUAUUUCCGGACAGUUACACAAGCAAGUUGAAUCGACUUGGGGAUAAUCUUAAAGAAGAGGAAGGUACUUUUGCAGUUCGACGAAUGGCGCAAGUGAUAAUCGCUUUAAGUCUGAUACUAGAAGUGCUGGAAGCUGUGACAGUCAUAUUUGCACUGGUGUGUCGUUACGAUCUGAAAGAGUAUGAGAGGAAGAGACAAAACGAGGACGCUGGACAAAUGCGGCAGAUACGUCGACGAGACGAGUUCACACCAAUCGGCACGUUACUGCCCAGUUGUCAGCAAACACUGUUAAGUGAAUCACAGCCAACAUCGAGUCCACUGCCACUCUCUCCCGGACCUUCGUCUACUCCAAAACAAGAGCACUAUUCAGCCACGGGACAGGAGCAGUCAACAGACCCUGCUCAACUGCAGCAGCUGCAGCAACAGCAGCAGCAACAGCCUUCGUUGGCUCUCACUCAAGAAACGCUGUCAUGCACAGGCCAAUUGCAAUCGUCAUUUCUGCCUCAACAACANCAACUCAUCAGAACCCCGCCACCACCGCUUCAGCAGUUCAGCAGCAGUCUCCCAUCCCAGAGAAUCAGCAGUCUCGAGAUCACCCUGACAAACAGCUCCCAGCCCCAAUACUGGUCAAAAAAAUGUCCAGAGCCAAGAUACGCAGUUAUCGCAAGUCCCGCAUCAGAAACAGUCUCCUAUUGUCCAAAACCCAAAGUCCUCUCUAAACACGAAUCAAAAAAAUUCUCCAGAUACUGGUCAAAAAAAUGUCCAGAGCCAAGAUAA